Molecule: messenger RNA, 1770 nt
Organism: Zea mays
Lineage: Eukaryota; Viridiplantae; Streptophyta; Magnoliopsida; Poales; Poaceae
Product: probable protein phosphatase 2C 34
Exons: 4
Coding region: 250-1353 (367 amino acids)
Biological process (GO): protein dephosphorylation
Molecular function (GO): protein serine/threonine phosphatase activity; cation binding
Source: RefSeq, a predicted model, not a curated record
CCGCCCCCACACGCGCUUUCGCUGCACCAAAGCGUCGUGUGAGCUGCUACUUAACCUAACCAACCCCCACCGCCAAAGCCAAACCAUUCCCCCCGUUCCUGAUUCCAAUUCCAACCAGCCCAUCCCCCUUCGACCAUACACACAGAGCGGAGGCGAAGGCAAGAGCAAACAGAGUAGCCGCCGCCGCCGCCGUCGUCGUCGUGUGUUGAGCAGGGUUUUGUUUUUACGGCUUAGCUUUGAGCAGCAGAGAUGUUGCGAGCGCUGGCGGCGAGGUGCUGCGGCCACUGGCCGCCGGGCGCCGCGGCGGCGGACGGGAUGCUGUGGCAGGCGGAGCUGCGGCCGCACGCGGCGGGGGAGUUCUCGAUGGCCGCGGCGCAGGCCAACCUGGCCAUGGAGGACCAGGCGCAGGUGCUGGCGUCCCCGGCCGCCACGCUCGUCGGCGUCUACGACGGCCACGGCGGGGCCGACGCAUCCCGGUUCCUUCGCUCCCGGCUCUUCCUGCAUGUCCAACGCGUCGUGCAGGAGCAGGGGGGCAUGAGCGCCGAGGCGAUUCGGAGCGCGUUCGGCGCGGCCGAGGAGGAGUUCCAUAGGCAGGUGAGGCAGGAGUGGAGGAGCCGGCCGCGGCUCGCUGCCGUGGGCUCCUGCUGCCUGCUCGGGGCCAUCUCCGGGGACACGCUGUACGUGGCCAACGCCGGCGAUUCCCGCGCCGUGCUCGGCCGUCGAGUGCCCGGCGGCGGGGCGGCCGUCGCCGAGCGGCUCUCCGCCGAGCACAACGCGGCGUGCGAGGAGGUGCGGCGCGAGCUCGCCGCGCUCAACCCCGACGACGCGCAGAUCGUUGUGCACGCCAGGGGAGCCUGGAGGGUCAAGGGGAUAAUUCAGGUGUCGAGAUCCAUUGGCGAUUUUUAUCUCAAGAAACCGGAGUAUAGCCUGGACCCCUUGUUCCGGCAAGUUGGGGCCCCUAUUGCGCUGAAGAGGCCAGCUCUCAGCGCUGAACCAUCAGUUCAAGUACGCAAGCUGAAACCAAACGACCUGUUCCUGAUAUUUGCUUCAGAUGGCCUUUGGGAGCACCUCAGCGACGAUGCUGCGGUGCAGAUUGUCUUCAAGAAUCCGAGAACUGGGAUAGCCAGCAGACUGGUGAAGGCUGCCUUGAAGGAAGCGACCAGGAAGAGGGAGGUCAGGUACCGUGAUCUGAGGACGAUCGAGAGAGGGGUGAGGCGGCAUUUCCACGACGACAUCAGCGUCGUCGUGGUCUACCUCGAUGGCCACCGCGAGCGCCGCCACACCAGGGUCGUUGACUCGAGCAGCAACUGCACCAGUGCGCCCGUCGACAUCCACUCCUCCAACUCCCGCUAGUUUCCGGAGCCCCUUGCAACGCGAGCUGAACUCUGGGUGGGAGGUGAGGUGGGUGCAGCCGUAGCCAUCGGAAUCGGAACAAGUCGAUAUGUACAUAGGUAGGAGUGGGUGCGUGGCAUCUUGAUGCCGGAGAAGAUCAUUUGGUCUCGAAACUACUUAGCACAAGUGGUUAAUGACUGCAUUUUUCUUGUUUCUUUUUGUCUGAAACCAGCAGCAAGCCCGUCCAUUGGAUCGGACUUAUUUUUAAGGUAAGAAAUAGUUGAUGACGAACUGGAGGUUGGUUAAUGGAGACCAAAGAAUAUAUGCUCUGCUCAGUGCUCAGGAUCAUAGAAUUUAGGUUCCGGCCUGAGAAUAUAUACUCUUUGCAACGGAUGAGAUGCUCUUAUUUCAUUUAGCAUCGUUUUUUUUUGUCGGAAA